This is a messenger RNA of Triticum aestivum (bread wheat), 1297 nucleotides long. RefSeq names its product NDR1/HIN1-like protein 10. Gene Ontology annotation, biological process: defense response to other organism. NCBI's taxonomy places the organism in Eukaryota, Viridiplantae, Streptophyta, Magnoliopsida, Poales, Poaceae. Gene Ontology annotation, cellular component: plasma membrane. The transcript has a single exon. The coding region runs from base 300 to 929 and encodes 209 amino acids. The record is from RefSeq and is a predicted model, not a curated record.
CACCUCCACCCAACCCAAAACCUUGCACAAAUCACCGCGAUUCACAUCCCAAAUCCCACCAAAACUCACAAUCAGGUCAAGCAACAAGCAAGGAAGAGUCGUCCGUCGCCUCCACGCGCUUGCGUACCCAACCCAAUCCAACCGCGUCCCCAAAUCAAUCCCCUCCCCCAUCCCCUACUUAUAUCCCACCUCGCCGCAAAUCACUCACCCAAAUCCAGCCCACCUCCAAUCUGCCUCGCCGCCGCCGGGAACCACAUCCAGCCGAAUCCCCCUCAGCUCCACCACCAGCUCUCGACGGGAUGGGUUCGGGGAGCCGCGCGGCGUCGUGCCUGUGCUGCCCGUUCAAGUGCCUGGCGUGCGGCCUCUUCAGCUGCCUCUGCAGCAUCCUCGUCUCGCUCCUCGUCACCGCGGGGGUCCUCGCCCUCAUCCUCUACUUCAUCUUCCGCCCGCAGAUGAUCGCCGCCACCGUCGACUCCGCCUCCCUCGCCCAGUUCGCGCUCGGCACCCCGGCCAGCCCCGCGCUGCUCCAGUACAACCUCACGCUCGCCAUGACGGUGCGCAACCCCAACAAGCGGGUGGGGCUCUACUACGACAACGUCGAGGCCCUCGCGCUCUACGACGGCCAGCGCUUCGGGUUCGCGCCCCUCGACCCCUUCUUCCAGGGCCACCAGGCGUCCACGGAGGUGAAGCCGGCGUUCGGCGGCCAGCAGGUGCUGGAGGGGGACGUGACCCAGUCCAACCUCAGGACGCAGCUGGCGGGAGGCGCGGUGGAGGUGGAGGUGAAGCUCAACGCCAAGCUCCGCGUCAAGGUGUGGGCGUUCAAGGUGCCCGGGCCACGCGCCAGGAUCAGCUGCCCGCUCUCCCUCCCCGCCCCCGCCGCCGCCGGCGCGCCCGCCUUCAAGCCCACCGAGUGCAAGGUCUGGUUCUGAUUCCGCCGUCGAUUCGAUUCGAUUCCUUGGUGCGCGCGGUGCGUUUGGGGAUCUCAUCUCAUCUCUUCUCUUCUCUUCUCUCGAUUCGAUUGGUUGGUUGCGGGAUGCUGCUGCUCUGCGUCGCCGCCGUGGUCCGUCCAUUAGCAUGUAGAUCUUGGUAGUAGAGAUUUUCGCAUCUGGUACUGCCUUGUUAGCUUUGCACAUACUAUCGAUCGGUCGAUUACUGUUCUUUUGGUUCUUUGUUAGCAGGAGUACUAUCCACCGUAUACUAUUACUACUAGUUGUUGCGUAUAUCGGUUAUAUUGGGAUCCAUCCUACUAUUCGACCAUUGUUGAUAUAUUCAUCGAUAUUCAGAUUUCUUUCGUUCA